Messenger RNA from Pongo pygmaeus (Bornean orangutan), 3484 nucleotides. RefSeq names its product intercellular adhesion molecule 5-like. The record is from RefSeq and is a predicted model, not a curated record. The transcript has 8 exons. Gene Ontology annotation, biological process: cell-cell adhesion. Lineage: Eukaryota; Metazoa; Chordata; Mammalia; Primates; Hominidae. Gene Ontology annotation, cellular component: plasma membrane. The coding region runs from base 249 to 2066 and encodes 605 amino acids. Gene Ontology annotation, molecular function: integrin binding.
GCAGAACAAACGGUCUGAGCGCUUGGCGGGCGCCUGAGAGCGGAGCGGGCGAGGCCGAGGAGCGGAGGCCGAAGCCGUGAGGAGCGGCCCGGCGAGGGCGAGGGGCGUGCGAGCGAGCGGCCGCGGCUCGGUGAGGAUUUCGGUCGUGUUUUCCUUGGCCGUCGCCGGAAGCCCGGAGAAGCCGGGUGGAACUGCCUUUUGAACGCGUUCUCACGUGUGUUAGGGAUCGUCCUCCUGGAAGAGCCUUGAUGGCCACGCGGUGUCCUCGCCCCUCUCUCCGCUGGACCCGAGGCCCCUUCCCAGCAAGAGCUGGCCUGGUGGCCGGUAUCCACGCGGGGGGCAGCGGCCCUCACACAAGGAUUGGUACCCAUCUAUCUAGUGCGUUGCCUUUGGCCUUUCUCAUCAGGAUGAAAACGCUUCUGUUUGGUGUCUGGGCCCUGCUGGCCUUGAUCCUUUGCCCAGGGGUCCCGGAAGAGUUGUUUGAGGUUUCUGUUUGGCCAAAUCAGGCCCUGGUGGAGUUUGGACAGUCCCUAGUGGUCAACUGCAGCACUACUUGCCCAGACCCAGGACCCAGUGGAAUUGAGACCUUCUUAAAGAAAACUCAGGUGGGCAAAGGGCCUCAGUGGAAGGAGUUUCUUCUGGAGGAUGUCACAGAGAAUUCCAUCCUGCAGUGCUUCUUCUCUUGUGCAGGGAUUCAAAAGGACACAAGCCUUGGCAUCACUGUGUAUCAGCCACCAAAACAAGUGAUCCUGGAGCUGCAGCCUCCCUGGGUGGCCGUGGAUGAACCCUUCACAGUGAAGUGUCAUGUGCCCAGCGUAGCACCCUUGGAGAGUCUCACCCUUGCCCUUCUCCAGGGUAACCAAGAACUGCAUAGAAAGAACUUUAUGAGCUUGGCUGUGGCCUCCCAAAGAGCUGAGGUCAUCAUCAGUGUCAGAGCCCAAAAGGAGAAUGACAGGUGCAAUUUUUCCUGCCAUGCAGAACUGGACUUGAGUUUGCAAGGUGGGAGGCUCUUUCAAGGCAGCUCACCCAUCAAAAUAGUCCGGAUCUUUGAAUUCUCUCAGAGUCCCCACAUCUGGGUCUCUUCCCUUUUGGAGGUUGGGAUGGCGGAGACUGUGAGCUGCGAGGUGGCUAGGGUGUUUCCAGCCAAAGAAGUUAUGUUCCACAUGUUCCUGGAAGACCAAGAGCUGAGCUCCUUCCUUUCCUGGGAAGGGGACACAGCAUGGGCCAAUGCUACCAUUCGGGCCAUGGAGGCUGGUGAUCAGGAACUGUCUUGCCUUGCAUCUCUGGGUCCAAUGGAACAGAAAACAAGAAAGCUAGUGCAUAGCUACAGCUUCCCUCCACCAAUCCUGGAGCUAAAAGAAUCAUACCCAUUGGCAGGGACCAACAUUAAUGUGACCUGCUCAGGGAACGUAUUAACAUCACCCAGCCCUACUCUUCGGCUUCAGGGAGCCCCAGACCUCCCUGCCCCUGGGGAGCCUGCCUGGCUUCUACUUACUGCCAGGGAGGAAGAUGAUGGCCGAAAUUUCUCCUGUGAGGCCUCUUUAGAGGUGCAGGGUCAGCGGUUGAUGAAAACCACUGUGAUCCAGCUCCAUGUCCUAUACAAGCCACGGUUAGAGGAAUCCAGUUGCCCUGGCAAACAGACCUGGCUGGAAGGGAUGGAACACACGCUCGCCUGCGUCCCAAAGGGAAACCCAGCUCCAGCCUUGGUGUGUACCUGGAAUGGGGUGGUCUUUGACCUUGAAGUGCCACAGAAGGCAACCCAGAACCACACUGGAACCUACUGCUGCACAGCCACUAACCAGCUGGGCUCUGUCAGCAAAGACAUUGCUGUCAUUGUUCAAGGACUGGAUGAAGGAAUCAGCUCUACCCUCUUUGUCAUUAUUACCGUUGCCCUUGGAGUGGGUGUCAUCACCAUAGCACUGUAUUUGAGUUAUCGGCCCUGCAAAGUGGACAGGAGGAAAUUGCUCUAUAGGCAGAAAGAGGAGGACAAAGAAGAGGAAAGCCAGUUUGCUGUUCAGGAAGAGAAAAGUGCAACUCAUAUAAUUGACAGCUAUUUGAUUGAGUGAGACUUCUGCUACUGUGGUUUCCCAGGGAGGGAAGAAGGGAUAGAGGAGAAAGGAAGAAACACAAUGGCAGGCUGCACUACCCUUUGUGUACGUCUGUCCUGUAAAACAGUGUUUCAGGCCCCCAUGCCCCAUGUCCUGUGUGUCCAAUAUGUCCACAAGCUCACCUUUCUCUCUCCCUCUCUCUUUUUUUUGAGAUGGAGUCUCACUCUUGUCGCCUAGGCUGGAGUGCAAUGAUGUGAUCUCGGCUCACUGCAACUUCAGUUUCCCGGGUUCAGGCGAUUCUCCUGCCUCAGCCUCCCCAGUAGCUGAGAUUACAGGUGCACACCACAACUCCUGUCUAAUUUUUGUAUUUUUCGUAGAGAUGGGGUUUCACCAUGUUGGCCAGGCUGGUCUCAAACUCCUGACCUCAAGUGAUCCGCCCACCUCGGCCUCCCAAAAUGCUGGGAUUACAGGUGAGAGCCACUGCGCCCAGCCGCCUUUCUCUUUAGAGCUCACUCUAGUCAUUAGGAAUCUCAGUCUCAAUGUUUGAUUUGUAAGAAGGCCUCUUGCGCCUUGCCAGGUGCUUCAUCAGUCCACUCUUAGAUCCAAAAAAAAAGAAAAGAUCUUGCCGUUUCUUCAUGAUUCUCACUGCCCUUUUCUCUUAAACAUCAUACUAAAUAAAGUCAGGCACAUCUUAGAAAUACAACUCAUAUUUCAUGGUUUUCUGAUUACUAACUGGGAACUAAAUCUGUAGUCCAGGGACAGGACUUUGAAGGGAGUAAGUAUCAAAUAUGGGGCUAGAAAUCAGAGCUCUGUUCCCAUCUCCACUUUCCCUUGCUCUCCUGACCUGGGCUUCUGGAGUGCCAGCUCCCAGAGCUGGGCUUGUUGACAUCAUUAAAGAUCAGUGGCAAGCUCCAACUCAGUAACCAUCUGUUGUGGGUCUUGGGAGAGUAUACAGAUGGUAAGAAAUUCCACUUCGGGCCAGACAAGCAUCCUAUCUAGCCCAGUGUUCUGUCUCUGAAGUAGAAGGUAGAGUUCUUCCAUGAAAUUGGCCUCAUAGGUUAAGAGUUCCAAACAUCUCCGAAUUCCUUUUCAUAGAGUGAUCAACUGUGAGUUCACAUUUGCCAGUUUUCUUUUUUUUACCUAUAUGGGCGUCUAGGUUAGAGUUGCAAUGUUUACUCUCCCUUUUCAUCAAUAAGGACAUAUUUUCAUCUAUCUGUAAACAAUUUCCUUGAAGCUUCAAGAGGAAUCCUCUUGUGAAAAUGUUCAUAUGAUUUUAUGAUUCUGCUUCCUUCCCUGUCUUUGGGAAGGAGUAUAUUCACCCUCGGAGAAGGCAUGAGGAAUCAUAAAACCAGAUCUUUUCUCCCAAAUCAGUCAAGAAAUGUUCACUGGAAUGUUCCUAUGGUAAAAAUAAAAGUGAUUUUAUGAUAUCCAAAUGC